Molecule: messenger RNA, 1673 nt
Organism: Cloeon dipterum
Lineage: Eukaryota; Metazoa; Arthropoda; Insecta; Ephemeroptera; Baetidae
Product: U3 small nucleolar RNA-associated protein 15 homolog
Exons: 9
Coding region: 69-1637 (522 amino acids)
Biological process (GO): positive regulation of transcription by RNA polymerase I; rRNA processing
Cellular component (GO): nucleolus
Molecular function (GO): protein binding
Source: RefSeq, a predicted model, not a curated record
CCCAUGUGGUUUGGAUGUUAGACAACAACACCACACGCAAAGCAAAAUAGUUAGCUCAAAAUCUCAAAAUGGGAACAUUUAAACCUUUGAACACUAAGGUUUUUACCAAAACCGAACCAGAACUCAGCGAUGAAGCCAUUUAUUGGAAAAAAUUCACCGCUCCUGCGAUACUGAAAGACUUUGGGCCAAUCGACUACAUCGACGUGAACCCAAAUGAUCCUUAUCAUUUCGCAGUAACUUGCUCUGUCAGGGUACAAAUCUUCAACCCAGUUACUAAAGCAGUGUACAAAAGUCUGACUAGAUUUAAAGAAACGGCUUAUGGAGGCAAAUUUAGGCAUGAUGGAAAAUUGAUAUGCGCUGGUGGAGACGAGGCCGAGGUCAAAUUAUUCGAUGUUGGCUCCAAAAAUCUUCUCAGAAUAUUCAAGGGUCAUGAGGGACCAGUGCAUCGGUGCUUCUUCUGCAUCAACAACUCGCAGCUUUUCAGCUGCUCCGACGACAAGUCUGCAGCAGUUUGGGACAUUGCCAGUGAGAAAAUUGUAGCUCAAUACAGAGAUCACACGGAUUAUGUUCGAGCCGGUGCCGUGUCCCCUGUUUCUGCAGAUAUUGUCGUUUCUGGAAGCUAUGACAAGAAAGUUAUGAUGUUUGACACAAGAACUAACGAAGUCGCCCUCACCCUGGACCAUGGGGCUCCUGUUGAAAGCGUCAUUUUCAAUAAAACUGGUAGCAUCAUCAUUUCAGCAGGUGGGACGGAUAUCUGCUUUUGGGACGCAUUGGCUGGUGGCAAGUUGCUGAGCAGAAUAACGCCCCACCACAAAACAAUCACCUGCUUGGCGAUGGCAAGCGACGGACUGCGCCUUCUUUCUGGAGGGUUGGACAAGAGGGUUCGAGUCACGGACAUGACCGACCUACAGCCUGCCCAUGUUCUCAAUUAUUCAUCACCAAUUCUUAGUAUUGGAAUUGAGUCCAAUGACAAAGUGCUGGCAGUCGGAAUGGUCGACGGUCUGGUCUCCGUGUCUAGGAAAAUCGAGGAAGACGGCAAAGGCAAAACACCGAGGAUUCGUUACACGUUGAGAGAAUGGAGGAAGCGGGAACAAAAGCUGAGGGAGUUUGAGCCCCUGCAAGAGGCAGACACCACUUUUACAGAGAAGGAGAGGCAGAUGAUGUCGAAUAUUGAUCGCUACCUCCGCUCUUACCGAUAUUCCAAGGCUCUGGACGUCGCCAUGGCCAUGUACAAUACGAAAAGAAAAGCAGAGUCAGUCGUCACUCUGGUGCAGGAGUUGAUUAGGAGGAAAGGCCUCGCCACUGCGCUGGCUGGAAAAGACGACCACGAGAUCGCCAAAAUUUUGAAAUUCUUCUCCAAGCACAUUGGAAACUUUGAGUACAUGCCAACAUUGAUUGAUGCUACAAAUACUUUAAUAGAUAUAUAUGGCGAGGAAAUUAAUGACAUGCCAAUGGCUCUUGAUGCCUGCAACAACCUGUUGAGCACAAUUCACGAUGAGGAGCAGCUCACAGUCAAGUUGUUGGAACUGCAAGGAGCCAUGGAAAUGCUGAAAAUUGCAUCAGAUUCUCACAAAUUAGCCCCUACUUCAAACGACGACUCCUCUGUCAUCACAGAAGAAUUUCCAUCAACGUUGUAAAGUAAACAUAAUGAGCAAUAAAUUUAUUUUUUCCAA